This is a messenger RNA of Panicum hallii, 642 nucleotides long. RefSeq names its product MOB kinase activator-like 1A. Gene Ontology annotation, cellular component: nucleus; cytoplasm. The transcript is spliced from 6 exons. Gene Ontology annotation, molecular function: protein kinase activator activity. The coding region runs from base 1 to 642 and encodes 213 amino acids. Lineage: Eukaryota; Viridiplantae; Streptophyta; Magnoliopsida; Poales; Poaceae. Gene Ontology annotation, biological process: positive regulation of protein phosphorylation; signal transduction. The record is from RefSeq and is a predicted model, not a curated record.
AUGGAUCGCACUUGCAGGAUCCAGAGGACCUUGAGGCAAAAGAAGAGCGCACCGUCUGGGAACAAGGGUAUUCAGUUGAAGAGGUACAUUGACAAGACUCUCGGCGAGGGUGACCUGCGAGAGGCUGUCCGUCUGCCCAUCGGGGAGGACCUCAACGAGUGGCUGGCUGUCAACACUGUUGACUUCUUCAACAAUGUGAACAUGCUAUACAGCACCCUGAUGGAGGUCUGCACGCCAGCUACCUGCCCGACCAUGUCGGCUGGACCAAAGUAUGAGUACAGGUGGGCUGAUGGAGUCAAGGUCAAGAGGCCUGUCGCGGUGUCUGCACCAAAGUACGUGGAGUACCUAAUGGACUGGAUAGAGGCCCAUCUGGAUGAUGCAGACAUAUUCCCUCAACAUUUUGGGGCUCCUUUCCCUCCCAACUUCCGUGAUGUCGUCAAGACGAUCCUGAAGCGCCUCUUCAGGGUGUACGCGCACAUCUACCACUCGCAUUUUCAGAUGAUUAUGAACCUCGAGGAAGUGAAGCAUCUCAAUACUUGCUUCAAGCACUUCACUUUCUUCACAAUGGAAUUCCAGCUGAUCGACAAGGAAGAGCUGGCUCCCCUCAACGAGUUGAUCGAACCCAUAAUGUGUGGGCGAUGA